AUGCGCAACCAUGAAUCCAUCACCAGCCACCAGCGACAUGUCGAAGAAGAAGCCGACACGCAGCCGCCGGCCAAGCGAGCCCGCGUAGAGGGUGGGGAGGAAGAGGGGGCUGACGUCCCCACAGCCAUGGGCACGCUCGACGCGCUGCCGUUGGAGGUGCUGGUCCACAUCAUGUCCUUCGUCGACGCCGCCGAACUGGUGCAAGUGGCCCUCAUCAACCGCACCUUCCGCGGCCUGGCUGACCACGACAUCAUGUGGCGGCCGCACUGCCUGCGCAGCCGCACCGUGUCGGUCCACCUGCCCGUGCUGUCGCUCGUGUUCCAGGGCGGCAAGAGCGAGGACCAGAUCAAGUGGAAGCACAUGUAUCGCCACCUCGUGCGCCGGUGCGUGUGCAAGCGAUGCGGCUGGGGCUUCCGGCCGGUCGCCAACAGCGAGCAGGCGUGUGCGUUCCACGACGGCCGGUGGAAGCCGUCGCUAAGCGCCGAGGGCGAUCGGUGGACUUGCUGCCACAGCCCGCUCAAACAGAGCCCCGGCUGCGUGCGGGCCUGGCACGAAGACGUGUGCGCCUGGAACGGCCUCUUCUGA
Molecule: messenger RNA, 585 nt
Organism: Acanthamoeba castellanii str. Neff
Lineage: Eukaryota; Discosea; Longamoebia; Acanthamoebidae
Product: Fbox domain containing protein
Exons: 1
Coding region: 1-585 (194 amino acids)
Molecular function (GO): protein binding
Source: RefSeq, a predicted model, not a curated record